AUGGAGGCUUCAAUGACACCUCUAGAUUUGCUUUCUAAAAUUGCGUCGGAGCAAAUACGGAUCACCCUACAAGGCGGUAGCCAACAGCAGAAUAGCAGCGACCGCCCUGAUACUGAUGCUGCUAAGGACUCAAAGAGGUCGAGCAAUCAUUGCCACAAAAUAUCUUUUCAUCCGAAAACAGCAUCCACACCACGAUCUUCGUUGCCUAUUUUAAAGGUGAAACAACAAAGUGUCACCAUGACUAUACCUCGUGCUAGAUCAACAGAUUCAUCUGAAUCUGAAAAUAUGCCCGUGAAACGCCAAAAGCUUUCUCGACAAAACGGCGAAAGUUCGAGCAAAACACUCGAAAACCAAGUCAAACAUUCCCAAUGCUUGACCGAAGUAAUCAGGCAAUGUGUUUCAUCAACACUCAAAGGCGUCUUGGCUGGAUGCGAUGAGGAUAAAUUUGAAAGUUUAAUUGCAGAAAUAAACUCGUUUAUAUUAUCAUUGCAUGCGAAAGGGUAUUUUGAUAUCAUAAAAUCAGAAAUUAAAAGCCAGGAAACUCACAAUCCUCCAACCCCUGGGACCUCCAAAUCCAGCACUUCGUCAGGUACCUUUGACACGAGCAAAAAUUCUAGAAAGAUUGUUCACGGAAGGAGUGUCAAGAAGCGUGUGUUGAAAGAAAACAACAAUACCAGUAAUGAUUUGGUUCCCAUUGGAGACGGGCAUGCCGAAGUCCCUGGCAGACUACUUAAACACAUGAACUGGAGUUCAUACACCGCUAGUACGCGGAAACUUCUAACAGCUGUGUUCCCGCGCGAAGUAUUGGCCACACAUUCGUUAACCGGUAAAUCAUCUCCCGCGUUCCCCAAUAAGCCAGCCAAGGAAAAACUGGAUCCACUUUUGGUUCAAGACAUAAUUCAGACAGUCAUGGACAAGUGCGGAGUUACCGAGUCUCAAGUGCGAACUAUCAUCACUACUAAAUGUGCCGACGAGUGCAAGAUGUCCCGCGCGCGUAGUCUGAAUAACAGCAACACUGAGCGGCACAAAACCCGCAACAAUGUCACGCACGACUCAACCAGCUCGGAAUAA
Molecule: messenger RNA, 1071 nt
Organism: Chilo suppressalis (striped riceborer)
Lineage: Eukaryota; Metazoa; Arthropoda; Insecta; Lepidoptera; Crambidae
Source: the annotation of a GenBank genome assembly